AUGGACGCGGCUGUGACCAGCGCCGCCGUGGCGAAGCAGCUGGCCUCCUGCAACAGGGCCACCAGGGACCGCGCCCUGCGGCUCCUGAGGAGCUGGCUCUCGGCGCAGACGACGGCGUCGGCCGUCUCCGACGAGGACCUCCUCAAGAUCUGGAAGGGGCUGUUCUACUGCAUGUGGCACGCCGACAAGCUUCCCGUCCAGUUGGAGCUCGUGAACCGUCUGGCGUCUCUACUGGUGAGCCUUGAACCUUCUGUCUCCGCGCGUUACCUCGAGGCCUUCGUCGUCACCAUCCGCCGCGAAUGGAGCGGCAUCGACCACCUCCGGAUGGACAAGUUCUACCUCCUUGUCAGGCGGUUUGUGCACCAUGUAUUUCUGUUCCUGAGCAAGAACGGUUGGGAUCGUGACCUCUCGGAACGUAUGAUCGGGAUCUUGUCUGAGAAAUCGCUUCUCGCUGCCGAUAAAUGCCAGGCGCAGGGUGUGAACUACCACAUCACGGAUAUUUUUUUGGAAGAGUUGAAGGUUUUUCUUCCUAUUGUGCCGGAAAUAGUCGCGGAACUUCUGAAGCCUUUCAUUUCUGUGCUGGAGAGUUCUUCUGACAAGGUCCUCACAAACAAAAUCAAGCGUAAUCUCUUUGGUUGUCUACUUGAGAACGGGAGAAAGUACUUGGAGCAUUUCAGAGUGGGAGAGGGGGAUGGAGAGGAAUUGGUCGGGGAUGUUGACAAGCUUGGAAAGCUCGCUCUUGGUUUGGGCCUCGCCGGCAAGUUUUUCCAAUCAGCAUCUUCCGAUGAGACUGUCCAGGGAAACAGAAAAGGUUUGUUCAGUUUGCACGAAGGUUUCCUCAAAUUAGAGAAGGAUCUGGAAAGCUCAGGUGUCACGGUUUCAUUUUUACCUGAAAAUGGUGGUUCAGAGGAUGCUGUCGCGUCAGUUCCCUCUGGGGCGACUGAGCAUGCUAACGGGGAGAUGGGAAGUACCGAGGGGUCUCCUGAUAAUUCGUACUCAAAGAAAAGGAAGAAGAACAAGAAAGCAACCGCAAGCGGUGGGAAGAAGUCAAAGCCAACGAAGAAUGGUGUGAUUGACUCUCCUGCUGUAACAAUGUCGUCAGCAUCGGCCAGUGGUGAUGGAUUGACAGACAACGGAGAAAAUCUGACAGAGAUUGUAAACGCCGAUGGAGAUUUGGUCUCUUUUGACGAGAUGGUCAUGUCCAAUCUUCAAAAGCAGUUUGAGAAGGUUGCUGCUGAGGCCGGCUUGGCAAUAAUUGGUGCGGGAGCUGGUGCCACCCCAGUUGCAACAUUGAAGAAGAGGAAAAGAGCCAAGAGCGCGAAUGUGCAUGUUUCUAAAACUAAUGGUUCUCCUGGGCGAACCGCAGCUGUAAAGAAUGGGGAUAGUAGCGUCAAGAGGGUACGGUUUUCUCUGAAGAACAAUUUGGUCUGGAAACCUCAUAGUCCUCUACCCCCUCAGAGCUUGAGAUUACCACCGUCAGCUACUCCUCGAGGCAGUGCCCUGAAAAAGGGAGUACUUCCUGGCCCCAUCAAGGAGUCUCCCCCAACAGUUAAAAAGGCGAAGAUGAAGGCUAACUCAGUUAAGAAGGCAAGGAAGAGCUCGAAAAGUAUCUCCCCGGCAGUCAAACGCCUCCGGAAGCUGCAGAGUCUUUCAAUAUAA
This is a messenger RNA of Spirodela intermedia, 1659 nucleotides long. The record is from the annotation of a GenBank genome assembly. NCBI's taxonomy places the organism in Eukaryota, Viridiplantae, Streptophyta, Magnoliopsida, Alismatales, Araceae.